UCAAUCCUUCUUUCUGGACUAUCAUUGUUUACACAUUAGUUAUUGCCACUCCCUUCUUUCAUCAUGAAUCCAAUGCAAUGAACACUUCUAUCAUUACCCCAAACCUAUGCCUCGGUGACGGCAAGACCAUAGUUUCCAAAGAUAAAGGAACCUUUGAACUUGGCUUCUUCACAAAAUCCAACAAACGCUACCUUGGAAUUUGGUACGCCAACAUCACAAUCCAAACCAUUGUGUGGGUGGCGAACGGUGCCAACCCCAUCAACGAUUAUUCCCCUGUUACCCCUCCCAUUUUAGAACUUAAAAGUAAUGGAAGCUUGGUUCUUACUCACAAGAACGUUCUUGUAUGGCAAACAAUCAGCAGUUCCCCGGCAACCGCAGUGCGGAAUCCGGUGGCGGAGCUUCUUGAUUCCGGCAAUCUUGUGAUAAGAGAGGACAAUGACACAAAUCCACAACGCUAUUUGUGGCAGAGCUUUGACUACCCUUCGAAUACAAUGUUGGCAGGGAUGAAACUGGGAUGGGACAUUAGAAGAAAUUUCAACAGGAAGAUCACAGCUUGGAAAACUGAUGAUAAUCCAGCACCAGGUGACUUUUCUUGGAGUGUUAUGCGGUACAACUACCCUGAAGUGUAUAUGACGAAGAGAAGAAGAAAGAUGUACAGAAUUGGACCCUGGAACGGCAUGCGUUUCAGUGGCAUGCCAGAACUGAGAUCCAAUCCAAUAUUUAAUUUCAACUUCGUCUCCACUGCUGAAGAAGUUUACUACACAUGGACCCUCAAGGACCCUUCUCUAACAACCAUCGCAGUGCUUAACCAGAGCGCGGGCGGCCGCCCUCGCUACGUUUGGUCGGAGGCCGAUGAAUCGUGGAGGACUUAUUCAACUUUGCCAGGGGACUAUUGUGAUACCUAUGGACUGUGUGGUCCUAAUGGAUAUUGUAGCAUAACUGCAUCACCAGUGUGUGAGUGUUUGGAAGGGUUUAAGCCCAAGUUUCCCAAAAAGUGGAACUCAAUGGAUUGGUCCCAAGGAUGUGAAAGAAACCAUUCAAUAAGGUGCACUAGUAAUGGUACCAAUGAGGAUGGUGAUGGGUUUGUGCUUUUGCAGGGAUUGAAAGUGCCAGAUACUGAAUAUACUUUGGUGUAUAAGGAUAUUGAUUUGAAUAAAUGUAGAGCCAUGUGCUUGGAAAAUUGUUCAUGCAUGGCUUAUACAAACUCAGAUAUAAGAGGAGGUGGUCAAGGCUGUGUCAUGUGGUUUCAUGAUUUAAUUGAUAUCAAACUGUUUCCUGAUGGUGGACAGGAACUAUACGUCCGACUGCGUGCUUCUGACUUGGGUGCUGAGCAUACACAAAAGAGAAUGAAAAUAAUAGUUGGAACCACUAUUGCCGCAGCACUUAUUUCGGUAACUACUUAUUCUGCCUACAGAUUCAGGAAAAAGAUUGCAGGUAAAAUUAUUCACUUUACUCAGGUCUUUAAAAAUGCUUGCUUCAAUUCUAUAUACAAUCUUACAAAUGAUAUUUCUGCUUUCAGCGAAUUCCCCCCUAUCGUCGACGUCAAAGGCUUUGUCUCCCUUGUUCUCACCCUCGCUCUCUGUUCUCUCGCCGACGAAAAGUCAUCGAAGAUAGAAGAUAAUUAUGAAAGUUAUGUAGAUGAUUUGGAUCUUCCAUUGCUUAAUUAUUCAACAAUUAUGGUUGCUAGUAAUAACUUCUCAGUGAAGAAUAAGAUUGGAGAAGGUGGUUUUGGACCAGUAUAUUUGGGAAAAUUAGCAAAUGAACAAGAAGUUGCUAUAAAGAGACUAUCAAAGAGUUCAAUACAAGGAUUUUCUGAGUUCAUAAAUGAAGUUAAACUAAUUGCAAAACUUCAACAUCGAAAUCUUGUAAAACUUAUUGGUUGUUGCAUUCAAGGACAAGAGAAGAUGCUAGUUUAUGAAUACAUGACCAACGGUAGCUUAGAUUACUUCAUUUUCGAUCAUAGCAAAGGAAAAUUGCUAAACUGGCAAAAGCGCAAUCACAUAAUAGGUGGAAUCGCUAGAGGCCUUAUGUAUCUUCAUCAAGAUUCUCGACUGAGAAUUGUACAUAGAGAUCUUAAAGCGAGUAAUAUUUUACUUGAUCAUAAUUUAAAUUCAAAAAUAUCAGAUUUUGGAAUGGCUAGACUUUUUAGAGGAGAGCAAAACGAAGAAAGUACAAAUAAAAUUGUUGGGACUUUUGGAUACAUGGCACCAGAGUAUGUCCUUGAUGGAUUAUUUUCGGUAAAAUCUGAUGUUUACAGUUUUGGCGUUUUAUUGCUAGAGAUUAUAAGUGGGAAAAAGAAUAGAAGAUCUCAUGCAAAGCAAUCAUCCCUUAACCUCAUUGAUCAUACAUGGGCACUGUGGAAAAUGGGCAAUGCUUUCCAAAUAAUUGACCCAAAUAUUGAAGACUCAUGCAUUGAAUCUGAAGUAUUGCGUUUCAUCCAUAUUGCUCUAUUGUGCGUACAACAUUGUCCAGAAGAUAGACCUAAUAUGACCUCAGUAGUUCUAAUGUUAAGUAGUGAGAUGGAAUUGGAUCAACCUAAAGAGCCUGGUUUUUUCACUAGGAGGAAAAAUGUUGAAGCAAAUUCAUGUACAAGUUACCCAAGUUCAAAUAAUGAAAUUAGCAUAACCUUAUUAACUGGCAGGUGAAAACCAAAGUUAUAAAAUAAUGUAUGUAUAUAUGACUAGGA
Molecule: messenger RNA, 2686 nt
Organism: Arachis duranensis
Lineage: Eukaryota; Viridiplantae; Streptophyta; Magnoliopsida; Fabales; Fabaceae
Product: G-type lectin S-receptor-like serine/threonine-protein kinase At4g27290
Exons: 9
Coding region: 78-2645 (855 amino acids)
Biological process (GO): protein phosphorylation; recognition of pollen
Molecular function (GO): protein serine/threonine kinase activity; ATP binding
Source: RefSeq, a predicted model, not a curated record